Paramecium sonneborni is the source of this 585-nucleotide messenger RNA. Lineage: Eukaryota; Ciliophora; Oligohymenophorea; Peniculida; Parameciidae. The record is from the annotation of a GenBank genome assembly.
AUGUAUUUGAUAUUAAUUUUAGCAUCAAUAUUUAUUGGAUAAAUAAAGUGUUUAGGAAUUGAAUUAAGAGACAAGAAGCCUAGAUGUGUUUAUAUGAAUGCUAAGAAAGAUGAUAAUAUAACAAUCAAAUAUUUAGUGUUAGAAGGAAUUCCAAAGGAUGUUUAGAUAUUUUUUUUUGAUCCUUAUAAUAUUUAAUAUGAUUUUGAGAGUAAUGAACAAUAAUUGAAAGCAUUUUACACUGGAAAAUAUAGGAUAUGUUUUAAAAAUAAUGGAUAAAUGAAAAUGUUAGUUGAAUUUGAUUUUGACAUUUUGGGGAUUGAUAAAAAUUAUGCAUCAAAGAAUGAUAUAUUAUAAACAUAGAGGAAUUUGAAUGAGAUAGAUUCAGAUUUUAGAUGGAUUUAAAUGCUUUAAAAAGAAUCAUAUCAUAGAGAAUAAACAAUUAAUACAAACUUAAUAAAUUUGUAUUAAUAAUUGACAUUUUCAACUAUUAUAAAAAUAUUGCUAUUCUUGGUAAUAAUUUCAUUUCAAUUAUUCAUAAUAAAUUAAUUUGUAAAAUCUUAAGAUAAGUUAUUUGCCCCAGUUUGA